Molecule: messenger RNA, 862 nt
Organism: Saprolegnia parasitica CBS 223.65
Lineage: Eukaryota; Oomycota; Saprolegniomycetes; Saprolegniales; Saprolegniaceae
Exons: 4
Coding region: 1-819 (272 amino acids)
Source: RefSeq, a predicted model, not a curated record
AUGCUCAUGGCCAAGAGCUGCCAUGACAUUGAUUACCUGCAGUUUCUCAUGCAAAAGGACGUGCGCGCCGUAAGCUCGUUUGGCUCGCUCUACCAUUUUCGACCGGAAAACAAACCGCCGGGUGCGACCGACCGGUGUCUGGACUGCCCAGUGGAAGCGAGCUGUGUCUACUCGGCCAAGAAGAUGUACCUCGACGGACCAUCGCAUGUCGCUGUGAACCCCGUUGAGAUUGAGCAUUGCGAUGGUUCACGGUCGCGAACUGUCCCAAGCUCUGGCGCGUGGUACGCUGGCCAGCGAUCCGCCACUGUGGGCCACAGCACCUGGCCGCUCACAGUCCUCCAUGAGCAACCGACGGUGGCCAACAUCACGCAUGAGCUAGAGAUCGGGCGCUUUGGCCGCUGCGUCUACGCCGGUGACAACGACGUCGUCGACAACCAAGUCGUCAACUUUCAGUUUGUCGAUGGCGCAACCGCGUCCUUUAGCAUGGUGGCGUUCACCGAGGCGAUGUGUGUCCGCACCACGCGCGUCUUUGGCACCCACGGCGAGCUCACGGGCAACGGGUCGACGAUCCGCCAAUUCGAUUUUCUCACCCGCAAGAUCACCGAGAUUACGCCGGCGAGCGGCCCGUCGACAUCGCGUCUCUCGGGCCACGGCGGCGCUGACUUUUUUAUGAUUGCGAAUUUUGUGCAAGGCGUGCGCACGAACGACGCGAGCGUCCUACUGACGGGCGCCGACGAGAGCUUGGCGUCGCAUCUCAUGGUCUUUGCUGCCGAAGAAGCGCGCUUGACGGAUUCGGUCGUGCACAUGGCUAGUUCGUAGGCAGAACCAAUAUAUUGUCUCGAGGACUAUCUUUUGUCUCUGG